AUGAGCGUAAGCCGCCUGGGACGGCGCGGCCUCGACUCGCGUCGGGGACAGACCCGCGCCGGCCGCGACGCCACUCGACGCCUCCAGCCAGCACGCAGCCAGCCACAGGUCGGACGAAGAUAUGAGCAUUCUAAUGGGAGGAUGAAGGUGCAGCACGUCGAGAAGGAAGGAAAGGAAGGAGUUGUGAGCGUGAGGCGGGGCCUGAGGUGGGGCUUGUGGCGUGCGGCACGGCACUGCACGGCGAAAGAGUCGCGCGCGGGACUACGAGGCGGAGACGUCUUCGGGCCCGGGCCUCGGCGCCGCCCAAGGCUUGAGCGGGAAGCGCUGGUGCGGUGCAGGUUGCACCGCUACGGCGCCUCCGCCCCCGCCUCCGCCCCCGCCUCCGCCCCGGCCUACAGCAACGGCUACCACCGCAACGGCAGCGCCCCCGCGCACACGCCGUUCCGCAAGGCGCUGGACGCGCCCGCCGGCACCGCCACCAACUGGCUGGGCGUGCUGCUGGCCUUCCUGUCGGGCGCCUUCUUCACGCUGUCGUCGGCGGCCGUGAAGGCGCUGCGCGCCAUGGACCCCAUGGAGCUGCUGCUGGUGCGCGGCCUGCUGCAGGUGGCCGUGAUGCUGGCGGCGGCGCUGUGGCGCGGCGCCCCGCUGCUCGGCAACAAGGGCUUCCGGCUGCUCCUGCAGCUCCAGGGGCUGGUGGGCGGGCUGACGCUGGUGCUGCUGUUCUACUCGUUCCGGCGGCUGCCGCUUGGCGACGCCACCACCAUCAUCUUCAGCUCGCCCGUGGUGGUGAUGGUGCUGUCGUUCGUGUUCCUCAAGGAGCCCUGCGGCUUCUUCCGCACGCUCAUCGUGUGCACGCUCGUCACGGGCGUCGUGCUCAUCGCCAAGCCGCCCUUCAUCUUCCACGGG
Molecule: messenger RNA, 906 nt
Organism: Gryllus bimaculatus (two-spotted cricket)
Lineage: Eukaryota; Metazoa; Arthropoda; Insecta; Orthoptera; Gryllidae
Source: the annotation of a GenBank genome assembly